Molecule: messenger RNA, 690 nt
Organism: Phytomonas sp. EM1
Lineage: Eukaryota; Euglenozoa; Kinetoplastea; Trypanosomatida; Trypanosomatidae
Source: the annotation of a GenBank genome assembly
AUGACCGCCGGGAACAGUGGCGUUGGGAAGAGCUGCCUGAUCAAGCGCUACUGCGAGGGUCGCUUUGUAUCCAAGUACAUCCCGACAAUUGGCAUCGAUUACGGGGUGAAACUGGUGAACGUAAACGUCGCGAAGCUGGAAGAGGAGCUCGCGAAUCGCCCGAACCGCAGCCCGGAAGCCUCGUCUUCGGGGUCGUUGGCCAUCACGCGCCCUUCCACCGCGGUGCGGGUGAAUUUUUGGGAUGUCGCCGGCGGAAAGGAGGCGUUUGAGAUCCGCAACGAAUUCUACGCCCCCACGCAGGGGAUUUUAUUAAUCUACAACGUGGCGGAUCUCAAAAGCUUUGAGGCCUUGGAGGCGUGGAUGGAGGAGAUCAACAGUUUUAUUACCGUUCCGAUCGUCAAUACGGCGGCCAGACGGCCCUCGAUGGGGGGUUCAACGAUGACGGGAAACACCCCCGCCGGGCGGGAGGUGGGGGCGGUGAUGGAUCAGUCGCCGGUGAUUUUUUUAUGCGCGAAUAAAGUGGAUGGCGCCGCCCCGCGGGUGGUUACUGAAGAGCAGGGCCGACGUUGGGCAGAGGCUCAUGGUGGGAUGGAAUACUUUGAGGUGAGCGCGAGCACCGAUUUGAACGUCACGACGAUGAUGGAUAAGUUGUUUCAUCGGGUGAUUGCGCGUUUUAUGAUAUCCAAAUAG